CCCCCGGCACAUACACACGGAGAGGAGCUCCAUGCAGCCGAGAGAGUGAGACGAGUGACUAUUCAUCGAUGAUUUAAAUAGUUGUUUGGUGUAUUAGUUACCAGUUACCAGUGUUGUGUGUCAUUUUAAAAGCCUAGCCUACCGCUCAUUAAGUUUUAAUAGAAGAGAAGCCCAGCUAGCCAGGUAAUGAACUGCUAUCUCGGUUGGCAACUCACACAAAUGUUCAACGACAGCUACUAGCCAACCAACAACUGGAGCUGCUGGAGGACCUAAAUCGGGGGGUUUGCACAAAAGAGCCCUGACUUGAGAGACGGCCGGUGCCAAAAAGUGAGGCGAGAGAAAAGAAAGCCCAGGGGGCUCCAGCUCAGACUCCAGGACAGCUCGGUGGUUUCUCUGCUCAGACGCAUCCAACUCAUCAAGUUUUUACUAAUGGUUUAAUAGGGUGUUGAUUCGGUCUCUCAGCCAUGCCCUCAGUGAUGGAGCGCUCUGGGUCAGGAGUAUUGUCCCGCAGCAGGGCCAAAACAGCCACCAACGGCAACAGCCAGCACUCAGAGGAGGAGAGCAGUGAUGAGGAACAUUCGCAUGACAGCAUGAUCCGUGUUGGCGCAGACUACCAGGCACAAAUCCCUGAGUACAAACCAGACUGCGAGUCUCGCUACAGUGACAAAGACCAGAGAAGUAUGCUUGUGUGGUCGCCCAACAGUCAGGUGUCUGAUGCCAUGCUGGAUGAAUACAUCCUGUUGGCCAAAGAGAAGCAUGGCUACAAUAUGGAACAGUCUCUAGGCAUGCUACUGUGGCACAAGCAUGAUGUGGAAAAGUCACUAGCUGAUUUGGCCAACUUCACACCUUUCCCAGACGAGUGGACUGUGGAGGACAAGGUGCUGUUUGAGCAGGCCUUCAGCUUCCACGGCAAGAGCUUCCACCGCAUCCAGCAGAUGCUACCAGAUAAAUUAAUUUCUAGCUUAGUGAAGUAUUAUUACUCCUGGAAGAAGACAAGGACCCGCACCAGCGUCAUGGACCGCCAGGCCCGCAGACUAGUCAGCAAGAGAGAGAAGGAUGACAGUAAUGAUGAGAUGGAGGAAGGGGAGCCAGGAAGUGACAGUGACUUUGAGAUCGACACAAAGAAAGAGACCAAGCAGUCUUCUGGGGCUGGAGGUGGGAGUGAAAGGGGCUCUGCGAGAUCAGGCCCUACACGAAAGGAGAACCAGGGUUCUCAGUACCGGCAUCACCCACUAAGGGCACGCCGUAGACCCCCUAAAGGCAUGCACCUGGACCAGGAUGACAUCACUGCUGUCUCAGCCUCCUCGGAGUCAGGGGCCAUCUCCAACCGACAGCUGGACACUCAGCUAGUGUCUCUGAAGAGACAGGUUCAAAGCAUCAAGCAAGCAAACAGCGUUCUCAAGCUCAGCUUGGCAGAUGGCGUUGAUGCUAUGAGACCAACUGAGCCUACCCCCAAGAUUAACUCUCGCUGGACAACAGAGGAGCAGCUCCUGGCUGUACAGGCCAUCAGGCGCUACGGUAAAGACUUUGCAGCCAUAGCUGAUGUGAUUGGGAACAAGACUGUUGGUCAGGUGAGCUCAUUCUUUGUCAGCUACCGACGACGCUUCAACCUAGAGGAAGUGCUACGAGAGUGGCAGGCGGAACAGGACGUGCUCCGGGGAAGCAAUGAGACCGUGAAAGACCUGAACGGAACCACAGGAGCGGAAGAGGAUGAGGCCAAGAUUGAUGGCAUCUCCCCUUCAGGCUCGGGGAGCCCCUCUCCCUCUGAAGCAGCCAGUAACCCCAACUCCAACCAGUCCUCUCCCCCUCUGACCCAACCCCCACCUUUACUUCGCCCUACUCCCCCCUCCGCGCCCCCAAGCCUGCUACGACAGCCUCCUCCCCUCCAGACGCGGCCCCUGCAGAACCGCACUCCACACAACCAUCCCCCACCUCCACUCAUUAGACCUGCAGUGGCAUCAUCCCUCCACCAGGGGGGGCUGAGGAACUCUCCUGGAGCCUCAGGUGGUCAGCUGCCUCCUUCUCUGGUGGGCCUUAAGGUGGAGUCCCCGCACUCACACUGAUCACUAAACUGAAGUUGUCCUUUUGCAGUGAUCUGGGAACAGUGUUGAAUAUUAGGAUGUUGUUGAGAACUGAUUUUAGACCACUGUUAAAGGUCAACUUCUCCAAAGUGCUCUCAAUGAUGGGGAGAUGUUCAGGAGUGGCAAGAGAGGUUGAAAAUAGACAUGCAUUCCUAUAGCUGUUCAAGCAGAUAAGAUGAGUCAGAGAUGGUGACAAACAUACUGACAGGUAGAAUGAGUCAGCAGUACUGCUUGAACAAUGCUGUAAGAAACCAUUCUCCUUCCCUGCAACAGUAAAGAGAAUCCCCAUCAAACACCAGUACACACAACCAGACAGCAGCCUCACUCAUCUAACACAGCAAAAAAACAAAACAAAAAAAAACCUCAGUCUAAACUUGCCAAAAUAGAGAAUAUACCUCAGUGUGCCCACUCACCACCAUUUCCACAGUAACUGUGGGCAGAUCAACAGCCACAGCAAUGACCUUUGACAAACCGCAUGUAACAACAGAAAGUGUCACUGAUACUUGAACCAAAAAAAAAAAACCCUUCAGAACUUAUACACUGGAUCGUCAUGGUAAUUAAAUGGUUUAA
Messenger RNA from Pygocentrus nattereri (red-bellied piranha), 2651 nucleotides. It is a transcript of the gene rcor2, whose product is annotated as REST corepressor 2. Bases 465 to 2063 code for a protein of 532 amino acids. Gene Ontology annotation, molecular function: transcription corepressor activity. Gene Ontology annotation, biological process: negative regulation of DNA-templated transcription; regulation of transcription by RNA polymerase II. Gene Ontology annotation, cellular component: histone deacetylase complex; transcription regulator complex. The record is from RefSeq and is a predicted model, not a curated record. The transcript has 14 exons. Lineage: Eukaryota; Metazoa; Chordata; Actinopteri; Characiformes; Serrasalmidae.